This is a messenger RNA of Brassica rapa (field mustard), 3464 nucleotides long. RefSeq names its product zinc finger BED domain-containing protein RICESLEEPER 2-like. Gene Ontology annotation, molecular function: protein dimerization activity; DNA binding. NCBI's taxonomy places the organism in Eukaryota, Viridiplantae, Streptophyta, Magnoliopsida, Brassicales, Brassicaceae. The record is from RefSeq and is a predicted model, not a curated record.
AUGUAAAACUGAUAUCUAUAUACUUGCGUUGAAAAAAAAUCUUACUUCCACAGGAGAGAUGAGUUUAGUUAUGUUUAGACAGUAGACUAGACAUCAAAGUGUGUAGAUAGGGACAAACAAAUUAUAGAUGAGAAUACUUAUCUUAUAUAUCUUUAGAAAUAAUUCCAAGUAUGGUGAUGGGUCAUGGACUCAUGAAGUGGGUCACCACCCGAUGGAUUAGACUCGAAAAUCAACCUUGAUAGGUGUCUUCUGGUUUAGGUUCACCGAAACUUCUAUAAUAUCUCAGACAAAAAAAAAUACAUACGAAAGAUCAUUGAAAUUUGUUUACAGAUGUUAAACGGGGAUAUAUGAUAUAAUUAUAUUUAUAAACACUAACUUACAUUGAUUAACUAAUCAAAUAUGUUUUUCUGUCCACCAAAAUUAUUAAUUAAUUUAUUUUAUUAUAAAAAGGCAUGUGUAUUAUUUUUGAAUGUAAAGUUUUGGUUUCGUCAUCAAGAAAGAGAUGUUCAAUAAUUAUGGUUGUUUGUAGCCCUGCGACAUUUAACCGAAUCCGAUUACCCGAACCGGAACCGACCGAAAUUGAACCGGUUCGGAUAGGUUUGGUUAUAGGUAAAUUGAACCGAUGGAUAAAAUUAUUUUAAACCAUGGAUUUUGGGUCGGUUCUGGUUUUUAUCCGGUGGAUUUCGGAUACCCGGUAGCAACCCGAAUCAUUUAUUCAUUAAGACCGUUGUAAAGCACGCAUGUGUCUCGAUGCUUUACCCGAGUCGUCUCUUCACAUUCAUCCCCAAUUCCAAAACCUAACUUUUCGAUUCGUUUCCCCCAUUAGAGAUCGAGAAUCGUGACAAUGACUCUACAAAAAGGGCAAACCGUGUUAGAUGCAACCACAAACCUGGAAUCCUUAGAGAGAAUCGACGAUUGUUUUCCAUCUCCACCAUCUGCAUCAUCGAGAAUUCAAUCAGAGAUGGCUUCUUCUGACACUCAUCAACAAGACAACGAAAAUCAACCAAUGGAUGAGGACUUUUCUUCUGAUCAGGACAUAGAAACACCGGGUAGCAACGGCGCCAAAAUGAACGAGAGAGAGGACGAUGGUAUUGCUAGUUCUGGUUUAGGAUCAAGGAAAAAGACCAGGUCUUUUGUCUGGAAACAUGUCACCAGACUGAAAGACAACUACAACAGAUGCAAGUGUCGUUACUGUGGGAAAGAGAUGACUUGUCCAACCAAGUCCGGGACAUCCAACCUCAGGAAGCAUGUACUUGGAUGUAAGGCAUUCCUCGCAUGGAAGGCUGCAAGAGCAUUGAAAGGGAAGGGUAAACAGACAGAGUUAACUCCUGAUGAAGAAGGCAAUCUGACUUUGUAUAAGGUGUCUGAAGAUGUUUUCAAAGAGGCGACAAAUGAGUUGAUUGUACUAGGCGAGUUGCCAUUGGCCUUUAUUGAAAGUUUGGCAUGGAGAAGCUUCUGCUUAAAGGUUCAGCUGCAUACGCCGGUUUGUAGGAAGACAUCUACAAAGGAAAUAGUGGCCAUGUAUGCAUCAAGAAAAGCUGAAAUGAAGAGAGUUCUUGGACAGAACAAACAAAGAUUGUCUCUGACGACAGACAUUUGGGUUGCUCCGUACACUUCAGCAAGCUACAUGGUGAUCACUGCUCAUUUUGUUGAUGCAAGUUGGAAGCUUAGGAAGAUGAUAAUAGGCUUCAAGAAUGUUGAUGAUCACAAAGGGUCUACAAUUGCUAAGGUUCUGAUUGACUGUUUAGCUGAAUGGGAUAUAAGAAGAGUCUUUUGCAUCACGGUGGAUAACGCAACAGCUAACACAUCAGCAAUGAAGAAGUUCAAGGAAGAAUUUAUGAGUCACGGUGACGAUGCUCUGGUCUUGAAUGGAGAGUUCUUGCACGUCAGGUGUGUGACACAUAUCUUGAAUCUGAUUGUCAAAGAAGGCUUAAAUGAGAUCGAUGAUAGUAUUAUUGCCAUUCGAAAUGCUAUUCAGUAUGUGAGGUCUUCAACAAAUCGUCUCAAGUCCUUCGAAUUUCGGGUUGAAGCUGGGAAGAUGACUAGAGGAAGUCUGCCACUUGAUGUGAAGACACGAUGGAACUCGACAUAUCUCAUGUUAGACCAAGCUUUGAAGUUUCGGCUAGCAUUUGAGAAGAUGGAGUCUGAAGACAAACCGUACAAUGACUAUUUCAUGGAGACCGUAGAUGGGAAAAAGAGGAUUGGACCACCAUCAAGAACAGAUUGGGAAGAGGUUGAGAGGUUGGUACACUUUCUUGUGAUCUUCUACAACUCUACUUUGAUACUCUCAGCUUCGAAAUCCAUCACUUCACACAAGAUCUACAAUGAGAUAGUCACCAUCACUAGGAAUGUUUGUAUGAUAAGCAGUGCACCAGGUCCUGAUGAUUCGUUAAGGUACAAAGCGUUGUCUAUGAUGGGGAAGUUGAGGAAAUACUGGAAUCCGUUCUGGGAAGAAGAUGAAGCUGAGAAGAGUAAGUCUAAGAGCUGUCAAAUGAACAAGCUCAUGAUAGUUGCAACUGUCUUCGACCCAAGAAAGAAGAUGAACUUUGCUAACCUCUGCUUUGAGAAGUUGUAUGGUAAAGAGAGCAUCGAGUAUACUCUGCUUUCUGAAUCAAUUUUAGAGAUCUUGAAGAGGCUUUAUGAUGAGUACAGUCUUGUGGCUAAUAGAAGUGGUGGAGGGUCAGGUGGGUCACAAUCGCAAGGAGGAUCAUCUUCUCAGACUCAAGAUCAAGAUGCUGGUGCAGUUUUUGAGUCAAGAGAUCUUGGUAAUGGCAUUGGAUAUGAAAGAAUGGAUAACCUCUACGAGGAGCUUAUACAAGAAGCAGGUACAGAGGAUUCUACUAAUGAGUUAGAAUUGUAUCUGAAAGAGAAAGUCGAGAUCACAAAGACUAUGGUUGGAACCGAGUAUGAUGUUCUGUCAUGGUGGAGAAGAAACAGUCUGAAGUUCCCAACCUUGUCUCGAGUUGCUGCUGAUAUUCUUGCUGUUCAAGUAUCCUCUGUAGCCUCAGAGAGUGCGUUUAGCACUAGUGGGAGGGUCCUAGACACAUACAUGAGCUGCUUGACACACUUUAUGGUUGAGGUGUUGGUUUGCACACAGCAAUGGUUGAAAUCAGAGAAGCAUAUGAAUGAGAAAGGCAUUCCUACUAUAGAACAACUUCUUGAAGCUGUGGAGUUAGAAGAUGAUCUCAUGAGAGCCAAUGAACCUGAAUUCAACGUCCAAGAACAAGCAUAGACUUGACUAAGGAGUGGCUGUCUCGUUUGAAGUUUAAGAAGACUAUCUUUCUGUUGUUGCGUUUGAUUUUAUUCUCAUUUUCGGCUGUUUUAGAAAACAAUGUUUGUUUCAGUUCUAUGUUUCAAGAAGACUAUCUUUGUGUUGUGUCACUUGUGUGUUUGUUUCAGUUAUGUUUUUUGUGUUUCAAAACAGUGUUUCGGAUAAUAUGAGUAUGUUUCGGUUUUGAUUACCA